This is a messenger RNA of Polyodon spathula (Mississippi paddlefish), 4710 nucleotides long. RefSeq names its product doublecortin domain containing 2B (gene dcdc2b). The record is from RefSeq and is a predicted model, not a curated record. Gene Ontology annotation, biological process: intracellular signal transduction. Gene Ontology annotation, cellular component: microtubule organizing center; microtubule. The transcript has 16 exons. Lineage: Eukaryota; Metazoa; Chordata; Actinopteri; Acipenseriformes; Polyodontidae. Bases 2607 to 3941 code for a protein of 444 amino acids.
UGCAACGGCGAUAUUGUAAAAUGAAUUGCAGUCUGUGCUUUGAUGCAUUCGAGUACCAAUAACCAGACGGAAGGAAAUGAAUAUUUCUCUGUUAAACGUCUUUUUUAUGAGCUAGCGUCCUUGCAGCCGGAAGUUUGGGUCUUGUUUCCAAGGAAGCAGCAUGUUUCUGACUUCCUGCAAAGACGGUUUGAAAUGGAGAGGCAACAGCUGAUUAAAAGAGUCGCCGUUUUACAGGCUUGCGCUAGAGGUUACCUUGUCAGAAAGAAGUUCUCAAGUCUGCGUGAGGAAUAUGAAAGCAUUGUGAGAGAGAUAGAGGGAGACUUGGCCCUGCUAGAAUGGCGCGGAGAGACGAUACAGAGACCUGUAUUUGUGAACAAGAAAAGGGCAGUGUCGAAGGCCAGCAACUGUGCAUCUGUAGAGAAGCCUGCAGAAGACCACAGAAAUGCUGAUAACAUUAAUAAAGCAAUAUGCAGGACUUUAGAAAUGCUGGAGCCCGAAAGAGACACGGAUGGUAGGACGGUAUUUGCCGUGGAACAGCAUCCCCAUGAAGAGAGAGCGGUUCCUGAGGUCCUCUGUGAGGGAGCACGGCACCUACCGGAGUCUGUGGAAGCCUCUGGCAGUGUGUCUGAGCCUCCACCUUCAGUGGAGGAGGAGGAGGAGAGAGACUUGAGGAGUUCCACUGAAUUGACGUCUGUGUGGAAUAGCACCACUCAGGACACUGGCUCCAGUGUUAUCCACAAGGACUCUCUCUGCAGAACACAGAGCAAGGAAAUGCCGAAGUCCAAAGAAGGCCUGCGGCUGUACAGAAGUAACCUGGCUAUGGAGCUACUUUGGCUGCAGCAGGCAAUCGCUAGUCGAAAAAAAUAUUUGGCCCUGAAGCAAACACUGGGACCUCCAGCGCGAUAGAGGGGUAUUAUACAUGUGUGGGUGCGUCAAGUGGCCCCUGUUGGAUACAUCCUACUCUGCAAAGGACUGCUGACAGUGUGGUGUGUCAGUGUGGUUUCCAAACACUGCAAGACAUUUGGGAUUGUGAUUUCUGGAGUGUUCCAAGCCAUUAUUUAACUACGGUUGCCAAAGCAAGAUGUCACAGCCUUGACCUUUUGGAAACGUAGGUUACACCACACUGUCCUAGUAUGGUUGUGUUGUGUCUCAGAACAGUGUGUGAAAACAACACACAAAUAGAGUAAGAUAUGCAGAACGCCUUAAUGAUGUCAUUCUAUCUUAUCCUUCUGGUGUCUGUUUGUAUAGCAUGUACAAUCCUAGCACAUCAUAUUCUACACAUAGUGUCACCUGCAGUAUUUUGAUAUAUAUUAUGUCUACCGUUAAUGUUUUUGUAAGAAAUGACAAAUAAAUAGCAGUAUAUAUUUUUCCAAAAGGUGCUGUUUUAUUAAGUUUGUGCUUCUAUGCAUUUAAUAAGUGUGACAUAUCAGUUGCCACUGCACUGGGUUUCUUUUCUACUUGCUGAGACUGCUUGAUAUUCUAGAAGAAAAAUGGCAGUGAAACUUUGCAUCUGCUUACCCUUAAUUCUAACGUCAAGACUAAAAAGACUUUUGCAUAUUUACUGUUUAACUUGACUUUCAAGGAGCCUUUUCUGUUUUGAUUUCAACCGUGCAGCUGGCUGUAGCGUUCUUAACACGGGUUUGGCUUUCACUGUAGAUGAAAUGCUGCACAGAUGAGUAUCGUCUGUGAAACAAGACGCUGCCGUAAGCAGUGCGCUGUGCGGCUGCAUUUUUAAUUAAGGAAACAGCUAAGGUUUUUUUUUGUGCCCAGCCUGAGGAAUGUGGCUGUGUGCACCAAACGGAGCAACACAUUUGAUUAAACAUUAGCCACACAAAACAUUCCGCUUGAAUUGAGUAAGUACAUGUUUAUGAACCUAAAAGUUGUGCUAGAAGGUUAUUGAUCUAUUGUUGCUCGGUAUGGUAAUAAGAUGAAAGCACAAGAAACGCCCUGGAAUCAAGCUCCAAUCCAUCAGUCCAUCAAAAUCUUUAUUAAACCAGACGAGUCACUGGCGAGAUGCAAGAGGCACCAAACACAAUGAAUAAGAAGUUCAAAACGCACAGUCAAUCAUAAAACAGGAAACUGAACAGCAGCUUAGCAGCUACAGCUCAGGAGAGCUUUGUUGUGAGCAUAGCAAAGGCCCUCGGAAAGUGAGAUCGAAUGACUGAUAUGAAUUAAUGAUUGAGCUGCUGCUACUCCUCAGCCAAAUGGAAUUUGUUUUGGUACAGCACCUGGAGGUGUAUUUACUUUAAACAGCCCUCAAGUUCAGACCCUUGCCCUCUAGUCUAGUGGAAUUUUAUUGGGAGCCAGUCGUAAUGAUCCUGUGCUGUGUUCCGAUUCAGGGGACCUGGCUGUCAAACAGUGAGGUGUUCGGUUUAUCUUGUUGACUCUGCCUUCAAGGGUAUGCUGGAGGGUUGGUUUACAAAUCCUGCUAUUGCUGGAGUCGCUGCCAUGGCAACCAGGAAAUGCUCCUAGCAUAGCCACAGUCUCUCAGUUUAGACAAUACACACAACACAAGGCAAGCCGAGGACUCUGCUGAGCAGCAGCAGCAUAAAAAGCCAAUCAUAUUUGGGAGCUGAACUUUUUUAUUCUUUUUGAUUUUUAAAAAAAUGACUUCUCACGGGACGGUGCUCCCGCUAACAAAGAACGUGGUGGUCUACAAAAACGGGGACCCCUUUUUCAACGGAAGGAAGUUCGUGGUGAGCCAGAAGCAGUUUGCGACGUACGAGUCCUUUCUGAACGAGGUGACGAGCAACAUCCAGGCUCCCGCGGCCGUGAGGAACCUGUACACCCCUCGAGAGGGCCACAGAGUCCACGACCUGAGUGAGCUGCAGAGCGGCUCUCAGUACGUGGCAGCUGGCUUUGAAAGGUUCAAGAAGCUUGACUACCUGAAUCCAGGCAGUAAAAAGCCUGCUGGGAGCAAAAAGAGGGAUGGAUUACAGAUAAGGCCUGUAUAUAGAGUGAAUGUCUCUGCAAAAUGGAGGAAGCACAUCCAUAUGCCAUCUGUAAUCCACGUGUUUCGAAACGGGGACCUGCUCUGCCCCCCUUUCCGAAUAAUCAUCCCCAAGAACAUGCGCCAGGACUGGGAGAACAUCCUCAUUGAGGUGACAGAGAAAGCAAACCUGAGGACUGGGGCUGUUCGCAGGCUGUGCACAGUAGAUGGGGUGACGGUCUCCAGCGAAGAGGAGCUGGUGAGUGGACAGUACUAUGUUGCCGUGGGGACAGAAAAAUUCAAGAAGCUGCCCUACGUUGAGCUCCUUGUGCCUAAAGCACCAGCACACAGCGGUCUCAGAAACCACCCAGGGAACAGACGCAUUACAAAAGGAAACGAGUACAGGAAAGCUACCAGUGUUCCACAAGAUGGAGUAAGCGAUUCUGCUCUCCUGCAUUCCCCAGAGGAGUCUGACAGCCGGCGAGUGAAGUCGACAGGAGCGGCAGGUGAAGACAUCAGCCCCGUCUCUCCCCAGGCCAGGAGGAGGAAACCGCAGAAAAACACCGGGAAGGAAGAGCAAUCCCUCUUCUACGCCAAGCCAGUCCGGGUCCGACACUCCACGAAGAACUCCAAAACCACUCCGCAGGAGACGCAAGAGGAGGACUCGGGGGUGUUUAAAGUGAACCGGGAGAGACAGGAGGUGCAGCGAGCCCCCGAAGUGCCUGAAGAUGAGAACAUCAGAGUGGAGCUCCCAGUGGAUCAGAGAGUUGCAGAGACUGUUGAAGAUGAGACGAUAGCAGCGUACGAUCAUGGAGAAGAUGAGAGUGAAGCAAAGAUUCAUGGUGAUGAAGCAGUUCCACUGAACCAUACAGAUCGGGUAGAAAACGGGGAACUCUCCUAUCGGGAAACAAAAAGAAGCCCUAGGCCUGAGAAUCGUAGCUCACAUGACUACCACAGUGUGAAGCGGAAUGGAAGGACAAGCCACGCCUCCUCUCACAGGCUGCAAGAGUAAAUGAUGAGAACUGGAACACGGAGAGGCAAGCGGAACUUAAAUAUUGUGCCAAGCCUACAACACAAUUGGGUCUAUUCAAUUGCUCUAAACAAAUAACAACACAAUUGGGUCUAUUCAAUUGCUCUAAACAAAUAACAACACAUUAGGAACAAAAACUGUAAUUUGACUUGCUUUUAAAGACGAUACACCCAAGGGACUCGUUUUUCAAAGUCCUAUUCUUUUAACGAUUUAAAGGACAGCAGUUUUUUGAUCACUCUUUUAGCACAAUUGAAAAGACCACCGUGUGCCUACCAUGGUACCAUGCCUGCUCCCUGCUGUAUGAGUGCAUGUCCAUGUUUACAGUAUUGUAAAUACAAAAAUAUAUAUAUAUAUAUAUAUAUUGUUUACUGUAGUCAUAUAUCCUCAACAGCCCUAAUUAUUAUUUUUAAAAUACACCAUUGUAUUUAUAUAGAACACAUCCAUGAACCAAAAGGGUAUGUCCUUUAAACAUAAAGAAAUUAUAUGUAGGCAAAAAUAUUCAUAAAACUUGCAUCUGAUUAUACCAAAUACUAACACCAGCAUUCCACACUCAUCCUGUAGGUGUAUCUCUCGUCUAAAUGUGUCAAGUCUGGUGUAUUAAGAUUUAAAUACAGCGAUGAAUAUUACUGUAUAUAGAGAAUACUAGGUUAGUUUAAUAUAACGUAAGGAUAUGAUUAGUUGUAAUGUAUUUGAUUUACUUUUAUUUGUAAAAAUUCACCAAUGUACAAAAUAUUUAAAAACCUUUAUAAUA